Cyprinodon variegatus (sheepshead minnow) is the source of this 3191-nucleotide messenger RNA. RefSeq names its product endothelin B receptor-like. Gene Ontology annotation, molecular function: endothelin receptor activity. Gene Ontology annotation, cellular component: membrane. The transcript is spliced from 8 exons. The record is from RefSeq and is a predicted model, not a curated record. Gene Ontology annotation, biological process: vasoconstriction; regulation of blood pressure; G protein-coupled receptor signaling pathway. The coding region runs from base 255 to 1493 and encodes 412 amino acids. NCBI's taxonomy places the organism in Eukaryota, Metazoa, Chordata, Actinopteri, Cyprinodontiformes, Cyprinodontidae.
AGCAGAGAGAGGAGGACCCUCUGCUGCAGGAGGAGGAACUGGGAUAUUUAACACCGGGGAGAUACGACUGAAACCUCGGCAAUAAAUCCUGAAUUACUGCUGGGAUCGGAUCGAGUCUGUGGGAAUAUUGAUCCGAAAGAUUAGAGACGCAAAACCCGCAGGAGAUCCGGGAAUCAGACACACGGGUUUGGACAGAUCCCGUGCAACACCUGGUGUACCCCAGAAUUAUUGUAACAGCCGGAGGGUUUGUGAAAAUGAGAGGCGUUGUGCUGUUGUGUCUCCUGAUGGCGGCGGAAGCCGGAGCCUCCAGGUUGGUCCGUGAUUCCCAGAGCGUCCCCGACCCCUUAGAGACCUCCAAGGGCAACGUGUCUGUCCAGCUUCCACCCCCUCAGCCGGGCCGCCCACGGAGCCCUUUCCCCCCCAUGUGUUUGAAGCAAACAGAGAUCAAACAUGCCUUCAAGUAUGUGAACACCAUCAUUUCCUGCCUGAUCUUUGUGGUGGGGAUCAUUGGCAACUCCACGCUGCUCAGGAUCAUAUACAGGAACAAGUGCAUGAGGAACGGGCCCAAUGUUCUGAUUGGCAGCCUGGCCCUGGGAGACCUGCUUUAUAUAAUCAUUGCCAUCCCCAUCAAUGUGUAUAAGCUAAUAGCUGAGGAUUGGCCGUUUGGUGUGUAUGUCUGUAAGCUGAUGCCAUUCAUCCAGAAAGCCUCAGUGGGAAUCACCGUCCUCAGCCUGUGUGCCCUCAGCAUUGACCGCUACCAUGCUGUGACUUCAUGGAGCAGAGUGAAGGGGAUGGGGAUCCCACUGUGGAAGGCGGUGGAGGUGACCCUGAUAUGGAUGGUUGCCGUGGUUCUGGCCGUCCCAGAGGCGCUGGCGUUUGACAUGAUGGAGAUGUCAUACAGGGGGAACAAGUUGCGCAUCUGCCUACUGCACCCAGAGCAGGCCACUAGCUUUAUGAAGUUCUACCAGGAAGUUAAAGAUUGGUGGCUGUUCGGCUUCUAUUUCUGCCUUCCUCUGGCCUGCACAGGGAUCUUCUACACCCUCAUGUCCUGCGAGAUGCUCAGUCGCAAGAAAGGCAUGCGGAUCGCACUGAACGACCACAUGAAACAGAGGAGGGAAGUGGCGAAGACGGUCUUCUGCCUGGUGCUGAUCUUUGCAUUCUGCUGGCUGCCCCUUCAUCUCAGCCGUAUUCUGAAGAAAACAGUCUAUGAUGAAAAUGACCCCAACCGCUGUGAGCUGCUCAGUUUCCUUUUAGUGAUGGAUUACAUCGGCAUCAACAUGGCCUCUUUAAACUCCUGCAUUAACCCAAUUGCCCUCUACUUUGUCAGCCAGAAGUUUAAAAAUUGUUUCCAGUCUUGCCUAUGUUGCUGGUGCUACAGAACAUCUCCUCUGGACGAUCGGUGCUCCGGGAGUCACCUCAAGCGAUCGUGCAAUGGGAACGGACUGGAUCGCUCUAGCUCCCGCUCCAGUCAGAAAUACACCAGCUCCUCAUAAACACACACACACAUACACACUCACUCCACUUUCCAACAACAUAACCCACAUUCCCAUCAGCCUUCCCACCAGGAGAAACAGCGGCGUCACUGCCAACAUACAGACGAUCACGUCCGAGUCAGGAGUGGGAAACGGAGCUGGGUGGAAGUCAUUCCCUCUCAGACUGAAAGACUCAUCGGUCAAAACUACAGGGCUGUUCCUGUUCAGGCCGUUAUAAAUCAUGCAAAAGCUGCCAAAGCCGGUGACACGUGUUUGAGGCUGGUCCAGAGGACACAAAGCCUUUCGGUGGACCCAAAAGGUAAUGCAUCUGUAGAGCACGUUAGCUCAGGCCAUUUGUAAAUCAAUGUACAGGGUUAUUUACAUGUAGAAUACAGACUUUUGCCUAUAUAUAGCCACAGUGCUUCAUGUAUUAGUUAGCACCGAUCAGCCUUAUUGGUGACAUUUUAUUACAGCUUGGGGAAACGCUCAAGAUAAACUGUGACGCUGAGUCAUUUGAGACUCAAAGGACUGGAGCCUUUGGGAGUCUGCAUCUCUGAGGCACCAGUCGCUGUUGAGAUAACAAAGACCAGCUGCUGCUUAUCUGGCAAACACGUAGUCGGUGCACAAAGCUCCAAUGCAAUGUCCAAUAGAUCUCCUGGCAAAACGUUCCCGACUGUGAAACUCACAGUCAUGUGGAGAAAUGUUCAGUGAAAGUCUUUAUCUUUAUUUAAGUCAUAAGGGGGCUGCUUAUGUCGAGGAAAACAAGAAAAGAAAAACACCAUAUGAUCCUCAUCAUGCAUCGUGUAUGAAGCUAUUCCUGGAUUCUAUUUUUCAAUGAAUGUAGGAUAAGGAACGUGGUAGGGAGGUGUUCAGUUGACCUUUUCAAAUGUUCCACCUCAGUCAGAAAGAGCUCUUGUUGCAAAGAGACUUCAUCGGUCAGAAGUUGCUUCUGAUGUUUUUUUUUGUAGUUUUGCUAUUUAAGAAAGUGAAAGACUGAAAGUGUAUACAGCUGACUGGGUGUUUUAAAGAGACUGUGUUCCUUUAACUAUAUUAUUGCAAUAAGAGCUACAGAUUUGUCCCCGGUGGUGCCUUGCAGCAGGGUGAUUGACUUUGUCUUCUUUUUAAAAAACACAAUUGUUUAUUUUGUAAUUAUCUGAACCUGGGAGUCCAACAGUUCAGUUGAAACCAGAUAUUUACAUGAAUUGUAUAUUAUUGAUGUUUCUAUACAGAAAUAUGAAAGCACAUCUAUUUUAUUUGCCUGAAAUUACAACAGAUUAAUCACUGCCUUUCUAAGAAUUACAAUAGUAACCUUAUAUUUUUACCAAAUGAUAAUUCUUUCUUUUUGAUGUUGUUUUUACCUUCUAAAAUCCGAAUUUUUCUAAUGCUUAGUAGUCCUAAACUGCAGUACUUUGGGGGAAAAAUCUUGGUAUCCUUUCAAAAGCUUCUGUCAAUGCUUUGCUUGAUUUUUGUCCCAUUCCUCCGAACAACCUUGCUGUAACUUAGUCGGAAAUGUUGCUCCAUUUUGUUCACACACAUCUAAGUUCUGCCAAUUAAUGUUCUACAGCAGGGGUCUUCGAUAUUUUCCAGGCCAAGGACCCCAAAACUGAUGGAAAAUGGAGCGGGGACCCCCUAAUUUCAUAUAUAUUGAUGAAAUUGUGUUAUAUCAAACUGGUCCUAUAGUCACUCUAUUACAGAUGGAGUAAUGUAACAAAAGUAAUU